Messenger RNA from Olea europaea var. sylvestris, 1269 nucleotides. Its product is annotated as WPP domain-interacting protein 1-like. The record is from RefSeq and is a predicted model, not a curated record. The transcript is spliced from 5 exons. The coding region runs from base 232 to 1113 and encodes 293 amino acids. NCBI's taxonomy places the organism in Eukaryota, Viridiplantae, Streptophyta, Magnoliopsida, Lamiales, Oleaceae.
GUUUAAAUUAGAUUUUAUCCAAAUGGAACGACCGUCUCCGUCAUCAGGCUCGCCAACUCGGAUCAGUGUGUUCCAGAUCAACAGACACCGACUCACCGCCUUCCAUUCCGUAUUCGAGGGCCCCUUCCUCUCCACAACUCUCCACGUUCUGCAUAAUCCGUGUAAAUGUAAAUUUCAAAAUCCACCCACCAUCUAGGCUACUGUUUUCUUGAGUCUCUUCCACGAUAAUUUAUGGAGCCCAAGGCGUUCUGCUCAACAGCCGAAUGGGUUCGAUUGGGAAGAAAUUGGAUAAUUCACUCCAGCAUGGUCAGAAAGGAGAUGGUCGGGUUGAGACCAGGAAAUGACUUUGCAACAAGUAAUGGGAUUCAAAGUGGAUGGUCGUUGUAUUAUGAUGGAGGAAACGGUGAUGAACUUCAUGCUGGUGAAAGGCAAGCUUACAACAGGAACAAUGAUGGAGGAUUUGAAGAUAUCUCUCGAGAAGAUAUGAUUGAUAGAUCCUCUUGUGAGGUUAGAGGAGAAGGAAGUGAGAACCACGGGUCAACAGAUCUUGAUCCUUUAGUUCAAUCUAUCUAUAAACUCCAAUCAGCAAAAGAAGCACUAGAAAAAGAGGUACUCAAGUUUAGGGAAGUUGGAUCGUUAGAUGGUGCGCUUCAGGACUUACCUUCAGAUUUCACUACUAAUGAUCUAGAACUCAAGUUGAAAGAAGCGGCGAACAGAAAAUACACGGGACCAGAACUUGAGGACUUCUUUAGGCUGAAAAUUGAAGCUGAAGUUGAAUAUUUGGCAAUAUCAAGAACUGUCCAAAAGUUGAGAGUUGAAUCUGUGGAUCAAAUAACCCUUCUGCGAAAGAAAACAACUCUGGCUUCGGAGCAAGCCCAGAUGAUGAACAUGCUUGAGAAUACAAAAAACAAGGCCUCAAUGCUUAAAAAAGAAGCUGACAAGUUGGUGAAUUCUUGUGAAGACAUUGCUUGUGCUGAUGAGAAAUUGAAGCUGCAGAUGGGGAUUUGCAAGUACACCUCAUAUUUCUUAGUACAGUUAGUAAUGUUGGUACUCAUCCUGGGAUUCUUUAUUUUCCAUAUUUCUCCAAAUUACUCCUGGGUUGUUCCCACUUAGUUCUAAGAAGAGUCUUCGGGUCGUUCCUCUUUUAUUAGUUCAUAAUGUUCUAAAUCUAAUUUUAGUGUUUACUAGUUCUUUUCAGAAGUAUUUGUAUAGAUCUAACGUGAGUGUUGGAUGUUUUUAUUGGUAAAUUGCAUGGUAGCUGAUUGUACA